This is a messenger RNA of Cynoglossus semilaevis (tongue sole), 897 nucleotides long. Its product is annotated as riboflavin kinase-like. NCBI's taxonomy places the organism in Eukaryota, Metazoa, Chordata, Actinopteri, Pleuronectiformes, Cynoglossidae. The record is from RefSeq and is a predicted model, not a curated record. Gene Ontology annotation, molecular function: riboflavin kinase activity. Gene Ontology annotation, biological process: riboflavin biosynthetic process; FMN biosynthetic process. The transcript is spliced from 4 exons. The coding region runs from base 324 to 737 and encodes 137 amino acids. Gene Ontology annotation, cellular component: mitochondrion.
GUACGAUACGAUUUUGUCAAAGGCAAAACGCUUUGUGGGCCGGUUUAUUGGACGAAGCUAACAGUUAGCUUAGAUGUUUUAUUUGGAAACUAAUCACAUUUCAUUAUUUAAUGACGAUUCAACUUUCAGAAACUUACCGGUCAUUGAGAGGAGAUUUGGGGAAUUAGGAGGAAAACUUUAAAUCUUCAGGUGAACUUAGUCACGGCUGUCUGUCAUAGAGGACUUUAGGUCUCAGCACGGUACAAGUGAAAGACCGACUUCCUUGUGCGUUCUAGGUCAUUCUGUCGCGUUCACUAGUCAGCCAACUGUCAACCGAGAUCUGAAUGAAGAGUCUUCCGUACUUCUGUCGCGGAGAGGUCAUCCGAGGAUUUGGGAGAGGUAGCAAAGAGUUGGGCAUUCCCACAGCCAUCUUCCCAGACUCUGUGGUGGAUAAUCUUCCCGCAAAUAUAAACACAGGAAUCUGUUAUGGCUGGGCAUGUGUGGGAAAUGGCGACGUUCACAGAAUGGUUAUGAGCAUCGGUUGGAAUCCCUACUACAAAAACACCAAAAAGUCCAUGGAGACUCAUGUGAUUCACACGUUUAAGGAGGAUUUUUACGGGGAGAUUCUCAGUGUCGUCAUGGUGGGCUAUAUAUGUCCAGAGAGAACCUUCAACUCUCUUGGUACGUUACAUUACUUCAAACUCCCUUUACAGAAAGUACAUGUGAUCUGUGCCUCUGCACAAAUAUGUCAGCAGUAGCUUUUUUAAAAAUGUUAUUUUAAAUUCACUGCUGUUUCUGUCCCCUGUAUAUUCACUGUACAUGAAAAGUCUUCAAACAUAAUUUGCUGCUCUCACAAAAAUUCCAAAUAAUGUACCAAUGGAUAGAUAGAUAGAUAGAUAGAUAGAUAGAUCGAUCGAU